AGUUCUAAUUGAAUAAUAAUCAAUACAUGCGGUUAAUUUGAUCUGAUUCCAAUUUAAUCCAAUAAUUUGGGCGAUCAGUUCUGCGCCAUACAAGGACUCACUAGCACCUUAUCUAUCUUUUGUUACACUCUAUUAAUUGUUGCAGAAGGGUCCUCAAAUUUCUCCUAUUUCCACUUAUAAAUAAGGGGCUUGUUACAUCAGCACCCACCACACGAUCCUCCGUUCUCUUUCAAUACACAUACGCUGCAGUGGAUAUGAGUGCAUAAUGCCUGUCAUAUAUUAUUAUGAAAUGUAAUAAUUGUAUUUGUUUUGAGGGAUCUGAGUAGCGUUAUCAGCCUGAGUAAUGUUAUCGUGUAAUACUCCCGCCUGUACCUGCAACAAACCUCUGACAAUUGUCGGUGUCCUGCUAGUCCCGGCCAGACCCUCUCUCUCUUUCUGGGUCUCUCUGUGACCGGGUAUACCCUGAGCGGCGGAGCUGCCUUCAGGUUCGCUGCCCUAAAUCCUAAUCGCAUUAGAGGGAGAAGGGAGUGAAGCCGUGCGCUCCUCAGUCGCAGAUAAGCUCGUUUGAGUUUUAUACUUUCAGUCGAUAUUGUUUUCAAUGUUUUUUGGACUGCUAAACAUGUACUGCACAUUUUUGAAAAGUAGUCCUCUUUUGUCAGCUCUUGAGAUUAUGGUUUUGAAGGAUUUUGCCUGAAAGAUUGUCAGUUUGAAAUGUUCAGUUCUAGAUUCGUGAUACUUUGAUAAGUAAAUGAAGAACGUGCCCGUAACAUUUGUGAUAUGUUGUUCUUAUUGGUCAUCUUCCGUUGCGUCUCAACUAAGAACACAAGCCACAACAUGUUUCACCAAGUUUAGUUUGAAGCAAAUCUUGACCGUUCAUAGUUUUGUUCUUCGCCCCCAUUCCAAUUAUAAAAUCAUCGUUCCUCUAGAAAUAUUUGAGUUGACCAGUUUGCCAGUUAUGUUGUGAACCAGGACAUGGUCAUCCUCCAUGACAUAUAGUUCAAUAUAAUGUUAUACGUUCAAAGUCUAUAGUUUAACCAUCGUAACCCUUUAGUAAAACAGAGUUUUAACGGUCUCUAAAGAUCGGUUUAAUAUGGUGUCCUACUGUGCCGGCUGCAAUGGGAAAAUUCACGACAAAUUCUUAAUGAAGGUUCUUGACAAAACCUGGCACAGCGAUUGUCUGGUUUGUGUUGACUGUGGCGCAGUUUUAGCUGACCAGUGUUUCACCCGCAACGGCAAGUUCUACUGCAACAAAGACUUUGAAAAGAGCCAGGCAAGUUCGUGCGGAUCCUGUAAGAAAGAUAUUACCCCAGACGAUAUGAUUCUCAAACCUCCCAACACAAUCGGGAUGUUCCACGUCAAAUGUUUUACCUGCUCCAAGUGCUGCAGACAGCUUGAGGCGGGGGAGGAGUUUUAUACCAUCGACAACAAGAAGUUCUUGUGUAGCAGAGAUUUCAAGAACCAGCGAUCCGAGGCUGUCAGACCAGAUAACGAGGUUCACAGCACGACGAGCGACAUAAAACCGACGGUGAGCGGCGGCGCCCUUCCGACGGCCCUGUCGGAACCGUACCCCACCCCUCCUGCCUCCUGGGCCUCACCUCCCUCUGUCUCCCCCGCUCACCUCUCCCCUAACACCCACUCUCCUCCUCACGGCAUGGUCAGCACUACUGUGCAGGACCAGUCUCCCGGCAGCGACAUGAUACAGGAGCCGAUAACCGAGUGUGAAGUUUCUGGUAAAGUUAAAGUAGAGGGAGGAAUGUCAGAGCCCUGCUCAGAAGAUCAAGGAGUAAACAGUCCUGAAACAUCCAACUCACAGGUCAGCACAACGACGGGUAAAAGACGAGGUCCCCGAACGACAAUAAAAUCAAAACAGUUGGACAUCCUAAAAGCAGCCUUCAAAUCAAACCAGAAGCCCACACGGAACAUCAGAGAGCAGCUGGCCACGGAGACCGGUCUCAAUAUGAGGGUCAUCCAAGUGUGGUUCCAGAAUCGUCGUAGUAAGGAAAGACGAAUGACUCAGAUGAAACUAGCCAACAGGGGAAGAUAUGGAAAUCCUCUCACCAGAGACGACGAAUUUAGUUUUCAAGAUCACUAUUUCCGGAACCCAGCAGAGUGCUACUACGGUGACCUCCACCACCACCACCACCCUGACCCCACCUCCUACAUGCAGUGUCUACCUCUCCCCGGGAUGGACCAGCCUCCCCGCUCACUCGAUCACCACGACCCUUGGGCCAGGGUCUCCCACGCCUUCGACCCCACUCUCAACCCCCAACAUCACGCGGGGCUAAUGGCCGGUUAUCCAACCACCCCCGGGCUCAGUAGUUCUUGGCAAAGUGCCAUAUCUCCUGACUCAACCAACCAGAUUGCAUUUCAAACAUGAACUACAGUUGUGGUCGUGAACUCAUCACAUUGAACUAAGCCAACUUGCAAGUUUGUGGACAAUUGUAUUGUGUAAAAGAUGCUCAAAAGACGCUCGAAGGAUGCUUAGCUCAAAACAAAACUUGAACUCACAGAAAUUCAUGAGAAAAACUUGAUUAAUUUAUUAUUUUAUUUUAAGUCAACAACUGUUUAAAGAGGACAGAUCAGAAUUGAAAUUUUAACUUUAAUGACGAUUGUUUCAGUUAUAUUUCGUCAAACAUUUUAAUUAGAUUUUGGCUUUAAUGAAAAAUCAUUCUGGCACCUUCUCUCGCAAAUAUUGCAGAUUGUUUCUUAGUUGGCUAGAAAUGUUCGCUUUACUUAAUAUUUUGCUUUGCUGAUACAGUUCAAGCAGGACAAAAAGUAACGACACUUGAUCGAAUUAUGAAAUAUUGAGUGAAUAACAUCACUCAGUAUAUCUUAUACUGACAAUUUAACUGAAAACAAUAAAAUUAUCUUUUACCCAGUCAUCAAUCUUGGGGAAUACUUAACACAUUUUGUUGAUUUGAAUUAUAUUUUAACUGAUUUAUUUUAAUAUUAAUGUAAAUAUUCUUUGAUUAUGCGUUUGCUGACUGUUGGCAUUACCUUG
Bolinopsis microptera is the source of this 3001-nucleotide messenger RNA. Its product is annotated as LIM/homeobox protein Lhx3-like. Gene Ontology annotation, cellular component: nucleus. NCBI's taxonomy places the organism in Eukaryota, Metazoa, Ctenophora, Tentaculata, Lobata, Bolinopsidae. The transcript is spliced from 9 exons. The record is from RefSeq and is a predicted model, not a curated record. Gene Ontology annotation, biological process: neuron differentiation; regulation of transcription by RNA polymerase II. Bases 1091 to 2377 code for a protein of 428 amino acids. Gene Ontology annotation, molecular function: RNA polymerase II transcription regulatory region sequence-specific DNA binding; DNA-binding transcription factor activity, RNA polymerase II-specific.